GCCGCUCAAUUCUCAGAAUUUUGUGAUAUAUAUUAUUCUGCUAAUCUCUAUCAACGCUUCAACUCUUGUUUUAUUUCCAAUACCUACCCAAGUCUUUUUUAGCUGCAAUACAAUUAACAUAUCGCAACAAUUCUACUAACUGAAAAAUUUAUCAACUCCUAUCACUACUGACAAAAUGUCUAGUCCAAUCAAAGUUGUUUAUCCAGGCAAACAUAAUGACUUUAUCGCUUUUGCCGAUUCAAUAGAAGCUGUGGAAAAUUACAGAAAGAAUGAUGAUGGAUCCAUUCCUUUAUCAUCAGUCUCUUCCAAUUUCAAAAUUUACAACUCUUCUGUCCAUCGUGGCUCCUCUGGUGUUUUAGAAGAAGCUUCUAAUAUUGAAUUAGAAUCCGAAUUUGGCACCACUGAUGAAGACAAAAUUAUCAAAAUAAUUAUAAAAGAAGGAUCUUUUAAAACCUCCAAAAGCUUUAAAAGAAAAUCGUUUAGUUCUACCAAUGACACAAAAGGGUCGCUCUAUUAUUAAUAGGUAUCUUUAAAAUCUGAAAUUUUUAUUUACCUUUUAAUUAGUUUUCAAUAUAUUUUUAUUUUUCAG
Ascoidea rubescens DSM 1968 is the source of this 589-nucleotide messenger RNA. It is a transcript of the gene RTC3, whose product is annotated as Rtc3p. The transcript has 2 exons. The record is from RefSeq and is a predicted model, not a curated record. Bases 176 to 520 code for a protein of 114 amino acids. NCBI's taxonomy places the organism in Eukaryota, Fungi, Ascomycota, Saccharomycetes, Ascoideales, Ascoideaceae.